AAGCAACAUGGCUGAAAAGUUUGAUGUCGAGGAUAUCCUCGAGAAGCUAACCACUAAUGAGAAAAUUGGUCUAUUAUCAGGGGUUGACUAUUGGAGCACAUAUCCUAUUCAUCGUUUGAAUGUUCCAUCUAUAAGGACCUCAGAUGGUCCAAACGGUAUAAGAGGUCAACAUCAUUUCAAUAGCACACCUACAGCAGCAAUUCCUGUUGGAACAGCACUGGCAUCCACUUGGAACACUGAAUUGUUACAUCAGGUUGGUGAGUUUUUAGAUUUAGAAGCUAGGGCUAAAGGGGUUCAUGUUUUAUUGGCUCCGACGGUCAAUAUCCAAAGAAUUCCAAAUGGUGGUAGAGGAUUUGAGUCAUUCAGUGAAGACCCAUUAUUAUCAGGGAAAUUGGCAGCUUCAUAUAUCAAUGGGUUUCAAAAUAAAGGGUUGGCUGCAACAAUAAAACAUUUUGUGGGAAACGAUCAAGAAAAUAAAAGAUUCUCUUCAGAUUCUGUUAUAUCACAAAGAGCACUCAGAGAAAUCUAUUUGAAACCAUUUGAAAUCGCAAUUGAAGAGUCCAAUCCAAAGGCCUUAAUGACUUCUUACAACAAAGUUAAUGGUGUUCAUGUUAGUGAAGAUGAAUAUUUACUAAAAACCAUUUUAAGGGGUGAAUGGAAUUGGAAUGGUUUGGUAAUGUCUGAUUGGACAGGAACUUAUUCAACUUCUGAUGCUUUGAAUGCUGGAUUGGAUCUUGAAAUGCCUGGACCUGGAAGAUGGAGAGGUGAAAGGGUAUCUCAUAGCUUGCUCUCAAAUAAAAUCUUGGAAUCCACAUUGGAUGAAAGAGCCCUCAAUGUUUUGAACUUAGUAAAACUAGUUAAAGAUUCUGGGGUUCCAGAAAAUGCUCCAGAAGCUGAGAGAAAUGCCCCAGAAGAUCGAGAUUUUUUGAGAAAAGUUGCAGGCGAAGGUAUUGUUUUACUAAAAAAUGAUCAAAACGUUCUACCAUUUCAAAAAAAGAGAACUUUAGUGAUUGGACCAAAUGCACUUUAUGCAGCAUUCUCAGGGGGUGGAUCUGCUCUAGCUACUCCUUAUUAUGCAGUCUCUCCAAUUCAAGGUAUCAAAGAGAAAAUUGGUGAUGAAAAUGUUGUUUUUAACAUUGGUGCGUAUAACCACAAGUUUUUACCAAGCUUGAAACAUGAGUUAUAUCAUGAAGGUGUCAAUGGCACAUUGUUUAAAAUUUACAAUGAGCCACCUGAGGAUACAAGUAGAGUUCCUUUUGACACUUUGGUUUUGGAUGAUGUGAACUACUUCAGGAUGAAUGACUAUGUUCAUUCAAAAUUGAAAUCUGAUAAGUUUUAUGCUGAAUUGGUCUCAAGUUUUAUUCCUGCUUUUGAUGGUGUGUACGAGUUUGGACUGGCCGUCUUUGGAACAGCAAAGUUGUUCAUUGAAGAUGAAAUAGUUGUCGACAAUGCAACCAAGCAGGAAUUGGGUGAAUCUUUCUAUGGGCUUGGAACUCCUGAAAUAAAGGGUAAAUUUAAAGUUACAAGCGGUAAACACUAUAAAUUAGUAAUUCAAUAUGGGUCAGGUGCUACAAGUGAUGUUGCAAAAGGUGCAAACAAAACAUUCUAUGGUGGUGGUGGUCUGCGCUUUGGUGGAGCCUUGGUGAUAGGUCCGGAAAAGGAGAUUGAAAAAGCUGCUGCAAAUGCUAAACUUUUUGACCAAGUUGUUAUCAUCACCGGGUUGAAUAAAGACUGGGAAUCAGAGGGUGGUGAUAGAGAAGAUUUGAAACUUCCAGGAUAUUCGGAUAAACUUAUUGAAGCUGUACUAGAUGCCAAUUCAAAUUCUGUUGUUUUGAUCCAAGCAGGAACUCCUGUUGAGCUUCCUUGGGUAUCCAAAGCUUCAACUGUGGUUUACACAUCUUACGGUGGUGAUGAAACUGGGAAUGCGAUAGCUGACGUUUUAUACGGUGAUAUUAAUGCUUCUGGAAAACUUCCAUUAAGUUUCCCAACAAGAUUUGAAGACACUCCAUCAUUCAUAAACAAUACAACAAACAAUGGGAAGGUGCUUUAUGGGGAAGAUAUUUAUGUUGGAUACAGGUUUUAUGAGAAGGUUGACAAAGCUGUUGUCUUUCCAUUUGGACAUGGAUUAUCAUAUACUAGAUUUGAACUUUCAGGUUUAAAACUCAAUAUUGUUGAGGAUCAGCUCUCUGUUUCCCUUACUAUAAAGAAUGUUGGCUCAUAUGGUGGAGCUGAGGUAGUUCAGCUUUAUGUUGGUUCCAAGAAAUCAAAUAUUCAAAAACCUGUGAAAGAGCUCAAGGCUUUUACUAAAGUUGAAUUGAAACAGAAUGUCAAGUCGGACAUUUCUUUUAAGUUGAACCUCGGAAAAUCAACUGCUUUCUUUGAUGAAUCGAAAAACAAAUGGGUUUCUGAAAAAGGUGAAUACUUUGUUUACGUUGGAACAUCAAGCUCUGAUCUAAAAGCAUUGAAAGCGGACUUUUCUAUUGAGAAGACCACAUCAUGGCUCGUUCCGUUAUUAUGAAAAGUUGAUUGCAAUAGAAG
This is a messenger RNA of Hansenula anomala, 2538 nucleotides long. Its product is annotated as beta-glucosidase H. Gene Ontology annotation, molecular function: beta-glucosidase activity. The record is from RefSeq and is a predicted model, not a curated record. Gene Ontology annotation, biological process: glucan catabolic process. NCBI's taxonomy places the organism in Eukaryota, Fungi, Ascomycota, Saccharomycetes, Phaffomycetales, Wickerhamomycetaceae. Bases 8 to 2518 code for a protein of 836 amino acids. The transcript has 2 exons.